AUGCAUCCGAAAAUGGACAGAAAUAGGGAUUGUCAAGAAGUACGAUUCAAUGAAGGUUUAUUAACUGGUUCAACCGAGCUGCUUGAGGCAACAAAGUUUUAUCAAAAUUGUUUUGAUGAAGAUACUGAAAGUCGUUGGAUGGAAUUUUACGAGGAAACCAAAGCCAAUAAUCAAGCAACAUUCAAAUCGGUUACAGCAGAAAACAAUCAAAUAAAUGAGUUGAAUGUUUCAAAUGAGAGGGACAACACAGAUUUAUCGACUACUUAUUUAGAAAAAACCCAUUCAGCUGAACCGAAGAUUGGACAACUGUUCAAAUCUCAUUUAAAACGAUGUAAUGAAAUGAAUAAUCUCGACAAAACUGAUGAAUGGAAAAGAUAA
Messenger RNA from Thelazia callipaeda (thelaziosis nematode), 378 nucleotides. The record is from the annotation of a GenBank genome assembly. NCBI's taxonomy places the organism in Eukaryota, Metazoa, Nematoda, Chromadorea, Rhabditida, Thelaziidae.